AUGCCUGGAGACCGGGCGCUCCCUCUCCUGCUGCCUGGAGACUGGGCGCUCCCUCUCCUGCUGCCUGGAGACGGUGCGCUCACUCUCCUGAUGCCUGGAGACCGGGCGCUCCAUCUCCUGCUGCCUGGAGACGGGGCGCUCCCUCUCCUGCUGCCUGGAGACGGGGCGCUCCCUCUCCUGCUGCCUGGAGACGGGGCGCUCCCUCUCCUGCUACCUGGAGACGGGGCGCUCCCUCUCCUGCUGCCUGGAGACGGGGCGCUCCCUCUCCUGCUGCCUGGAACGGGCGCUCACUCUCCUGCUCCCGGGGGAGACGGGGCGCUCACUCUCCUGCUACCGGGAGACGGGGCGCUCACUCUUCCUGCUACCGGAGAGGGGGCGCUCACUCUCGUGCUACCGGGAGACGGGGCGCUCCCUCUCCUGCUACCGGGAGACGGGGCGCUCACUCUCCUGCUACCGGGAGACGGGGCGCUCACUCUCCUGCUACCGGGAGACGGGGGGCGCUCCCUCUCCUGCUACCGGGAGACGGGGCGCCCCUCCCCUGCUACCGGGAGACGGGGCGCUCACUCUCCUGCUACCGGGAGACGGGGCGCUCACUCUCCUGCUACCGGGAGACGGGGCGCUCACUCUCCUGAUGCCUGGAGACCGGGCGCUCCAUCCCCUGCUGCCUGGAGACGGGGCGCUCCCUCUCCUGCUGCCUGGAGACGGGGGGGCUCCCUCUCCUGCUGCCUGGAGACGGGGCGCUCCCUCUCCUGCUACCUGGGGGACGGGGCGCUCCCUCUCCUGCUGCCUGGAGACGGGGCGCUCCCUCUCCUGCGGGCCUGGAGACGGGGCGCUCACUCUCCUCCCUACCGGGAGACGGGGCGCUCACUCUCCUGCUACCGGGAGACGGGGCGUCACUCUCCUGCCCCGGGAGACGGGGCGCUCACUCUCGUGCUACCGGGAGACGGGGCGCUCCCUCUCCUGCUACCGGGAGACGGGGCGCUCACUCUCCUGCUACCGGGAGACGGGGCGCUCACUCUCAUGCUACCGGGAGACGGGGCGCUCACUCUCCUGCUACCGGGAGACGGGGCGCUCACUCUCCUGCUACCGGGAGACGGGGCGCUCACUCUCCUGCUACCGGGAGACGGGGCGCUCACUCUCCUUCGUCUCCUGCCCCUCACACUCUGGGAGGAAUACACCGAUAAAACCGAGAGGUUUAUAGACUCUGGGCAAGUCGAAAGAUGUGACCCUGAGGAAUAUGACUUUGAAGAUGUUCUAGACACCUACUCUCUGCCCGUGGACGCGACUCCAGCAGCGACGGCUAUACUGGUAGGAGUACCGAGCAUCAACACGGAGAUUUACCGGCGGCCGGUGUACCGGUCCCCUCCUGCAGUUCGGAGAGCGAGACGCCCCGACCAGCCGAGCAGCAGACCAGCAGACACAUUGGUGGUACUGGCUCCAGCAGCAGCAGCGGCAGCACCGACCCAUCACCAUGACCGCCAGAACUGCUCCUGCACCUGUCGCCUCCACAGCAACAAGGGGUGCAAGAGCCGUAGCAGGUCCCGCGAGCGACGGCUACUGGGUAUGGGUGACUUGGAGAGUGUACUUGUGGGUGGAGUAAGUGGUGCAGGAGGGCGUGGAGUGGGUGUGGCCAGUGGCAGGAACCUUGGGCUGAGUGCAGGAAAUGGCAGCAAUGGUGGACGGAGUGUGGGAAGGGGUGGGAAUGCCAGCAAAAAUUGUGGAGGGCUGGGUCUUCCCCCAUCGUGUGCCCCGGGGACCAGUGUUGGACGGGGCAUGACAGUAAGUGGCCCCAGUGGUAGUGGCGUCGGGCAAGGCAGUGCCUCUAAGGGAACUAAUGGGGGUGGUGCGAGACGGAGUGUGCAUCAGCCAGGAUUCUUAAAAACUGUGUCAAUCAUAGAAACAUUGAGUGAAUUGGCUCAUGGACCGGAGGUGCGACGGCUAGCUCAGGAACCCCAGCCACAGCGCCCCUCCCGGCCACACUCUGGAUCCCGUGCCUCCUCUCGUCUACCCACCAGUGCCACAUCCGCAGGCGGAAGUGCCACAGACCAUGGUGAUGACACGCCCACACGCCCACCAGGUCCACCUGUCCUCUCAGCUGACUUUCAACAGUACAGUGAAAAGAUCUACGAUGCUGUCACAUCCCAAGGCCCGGAGCCCAGUCUGCGAGGCCAUGGGGGACGGGUCCAUAGCAUUGCGCAUCCUCGCAGGAGGGAGCGCACUCAGCCUCGGGAAAAGACCACCAUAGAGGAGUCUCAAGUUGCUUCUGGGAUAAAUCAGGAGGGAAGAAGAGAAGAAGAAGAAGCUAGUAAGAAGCCUCGACCUGAACACCGAGGAAGGGAGCGGGGUAGAACACCUGACUGGAUUAAGAGAAUCUUCGAUAUUGCCAAGAAAGGUGAUUUACCAUCCCUGAAACGUAGUGUUGCUGACAUGGAGGGCACACUCAUCCGUAACCUCAGUGAUCAUAGCGGUAAUAACCUCCUUCAUGUUAUGGCUGUCUUUGGCCACUUGGCACCGUUAGCCUGGCUGUUAACCUCGCAGCAAGUGCUAGUCGAUGCUUUACAUGAUGAAAACAAGUUUGGACUCACUCCACUCGUGUGUGCCAUCAAGUAUGGGCGGCUAAGGCUGGUGCAGUGGCUGGUCGAGAACACAGGUGUGAGAGACAAGGUGCGCUGUAAGGAUGGUGAACGAUCUCUCUUACACAUUAGUGCCAAGUAUGCUCAGGAGGAGGUAGUAGGAUGGCUGGUGGAAUACAUGAUGGCACAUGAAGUACCGCUGGACAACAAAGAUCACAAUGGCAACACAGCUCUCCACCUCGCUGCUCGCACUGGCAACUCUCGGGUCUGCUCCAUCCUCCUGCAACACGGUGCUGAUGUUACACUAAAAAACGAUAUGGGUCAAAAGGCUUGGGAAGUGUGUGUGGUGCGUGGCCACUUGGCCUGUGCUGAGUACCUGUGUGUUCAUGAAUCUGGCCUGGCCCUGGCCACUGACCUCACGCGGAGGGAAGCUGAGCUGGAGGCAGCGAUGGCGGACAACCAUGAUCUCAGAGUUAAUUUCAAAGAGGUUUUGAGCGUAGCACGACGGCUGGUUAAAGAGAGGGAGGAGGUGGUGCGGGAGCUGUCUCGACUCCAUGACCACAUGGUAGAGGCACAUGAUAACAUCAUUAUGGCACUACAAGUUCUGGCUGAAGAAAACAAUUCUCUCAGGGAUCGUGUCAAUGGGGUCAGGCAGUCGACUCAUGCACGGGAACAAGUGGAGUCAGUUAUAGAGUAUGUAAAUGGGUUGCAUGAGCGGUGGCAGGGAGCACAGAAGACAUGGUUUGGAUCCUCCCUUGUAGACAUGGAGCAUCGGAUGCUUCUAGUAGAGGAAUCCUGGAAGAAGCUCAGACAUCGCAGUCAUCGAACUGUUGCCACUGCUCAUCAUCCACUAGAUGUCUUCAGGGCAAAGCUGUGUUCAGUGCGGGCGCAGGGAGGAGACUGCCGCCUGGGUGAUCUGCCAUCUCUCUGUUCUUCCGAGGAAUCUCUCAUCUCACUCUUUCCGUUUAGUGAAGAGGAAGAUGUGUACGAGGGAGUUGAAGACUAUGCUGCAACUUCUUCGCCAGCUCAUUCUACACCCACAAGAGCUACUACUCUUACAUCUACCCCAAUACGGACACCUGCAAGUGGUGGUAUUGAUGUUCGAUCUGAAACGCUUCCAGCUAGACUAGAAGCUUUAUCACCUCGUGUUCGACGUAGCGAGCAGAUUCAGGAGAUAAAUUAUCUGAGCCGAAGUGAAGCCAACAUAGCAGAUGAUCCUUCUGAGCCAACUAUUAAUCACAAGCAGUCUCCGAUAUUCUCUAGGUCAAGAAAUCAAGUUUCUAAAUCAAAGGAAAACUCUGGAAGACCAUAUUGGGCUGAUGCCAGUUUGAGCCCUGGUUUAGGAUUAAUUAGUGAGCAAUAUGCUGGAAGUUCACCCAGUGGGGAGAGACUAGGUAAAGAGGAAGUCAGUGCUAGACUGCGGGAGUUAGCAUUAACAUCGGAAAGUGGUUCUUGUUCUGUACUGGAAGUAAUUGAACCUUCUAGUGAUGAGAGUGAUGCCCCACCUGAAGAUGAUCCUGGGCCACUGGACCCCCAGGUAGGGCCCCGGGGAGCGGCGCCCCCGCGGGCCAGUGAGGAGAGCAGUAGUGGAGAAGCUCAGGCACUCCGUCUGCCCCAUGAUCGGCGCCAAAAACGUGGCCCUCAGGCCCGCCAUGAUGAAGGAGAGUGUUCAGGACGUGGAGGUGAGGCAACUACCACAUCCAGUGAAAGUGGUGCAGAUUCGACAUGUAUGAAACAAAUAGAUCUUUUGCAUAGUGCUGAUCAUCCACACCAUCUUCGGCUGCAUCAUGCAGACAAUACUGACCAUAAGCACUUUUUAACGAAUGAGACAUCCCCGGGCGCCGCUGCCGCGGAUGUCUCUGAUAUUUGUGGACAGCGGCACCUAGGCGAUGGGGAGGGCAUAGAGAACACCAUCAAGGGCACACCUGGAGGGGUGACAUCUGUGUACAAACGUAAAGGGUUCCUCCAUAAAUUCUCUAUUAAACCAAGAUGGCCUUCUAAACGCAAGGUAAAAACAAUGCGAAAAGUGCCUGAGCUUAGUGCGCGGGACUUCCAGGAGACAUACGGUAAUGUAAGAGAAUCUACUUUGUCCCUGGGUGACACUGAUGCCCACACCACCACCGAAUCUAACACUUCAUCUAGUCAAGAGUACAGCAACUCCUCUGAGGAGUCUUCUAUCGGCAAGCCCACCACCUCAACUACUACUACAACUUCUUCCUCUACAGUCACUACUCGACCCUUUGACUUACCUGAAGCAGAAGCAGCACGGCAUAGGACUCGCAGUGGUGCAUCUUCAUCUGAAAAGCAUGUUGACAAUGGCAAUGGUAGUAUUUCCAGUAACCUUGGUGUUAGUGGAUCUUGCCCGUCUAGCCCACCACCACUGCCUGCUCGCCGGAAACUACUGCCAGAAGAUACCUCACCCCCCACACCACCCUCCUCUGCACCACCAGCUCCUCCUGAACCUGAGUUUCAGUCGAUGGAGGAAAAUCUACCACCUGUGCCUGAAGAAGCGGUGUUGAAGCCUGGAAAUGAGGCUCGCAGUGUGGCUGCCUCUGAGGACUCGGGUAUUGUGGCACGACCUGCUUCCAGUGCUUCAAAGUCGGAUUCUGUAUCUCGUCCUGAAUCUUCCUCUUCCUCCUUUCCUCCCUUCAAAAGUGACUAUCCCCUACAAAAGGGAUUUUCCCUAACUCAGGACCUUCUGCCUACCCCAGACUCCAGCACUGCUGGCCGUAUGUCCCCCGCACCUAGUGAAAUAAGUAAGACAGAGUCAGCACUCUCGCCUCCUUCCCAUGCCUCAGAUGUCAGCAAGAGUGAAUCAGCACGACAGCUUAGUGUUGGGAAAGGUAGCGUGGGAGGCAGCACAAGUGUUAGCAGUAAGGAAGGGUCAGCAUCUUCUUCGUCAGAUUAUUCGCUGACAUUAUUACCACUAAAGAAGCAACUUAAUGUCAAGACAGCAGCCAUCAUUGACAUUUCUUGUGAGCAGAAGACUAAGAAACCAGACCAGCCCAACACGAGUUCCUCAGCUAGGGGAGACUCUGGGAGUUCCAAGAAAGAAGAGAAGCCAUGGUAUGAGCUGUCAGAUGAGGAGUCAGACAUCUUACUGCCUGAUCGUCUUACUAGCAAAGUCAUACCUAGACACUCGUCAUCUGAGGAUGAGACAGAAGUCUGCUGAAAGUCUGACAGCUCUAAGAUACUCUGUCAUAGCUUUGAGAUGUUCAUAUUACACAAUUAUGAAGGAUUGAUGGCAAACAUGAUGAUGAACUAUGUGACCUCUGGCUUAGGCACACGAAGAUUCCAACACAUUCCAUAUGCUAAAUAAUGUGUUUACACAAGAAGAUAAUUACACAUAAUUAUUAUCUAAUAAUUGCAAAGCACUUCACUAAAAUUAAAUAUAUGUACUGAAAAUGCCAGUAAUGAUAAGGAACUUAUUAUAGUACAAUAUUUACAGUCUGUUAAGCUGUACUUCACUUAAAUCGUCUAGCUAUUUAAUUACAGUUAAUACUUGUAUUGUCAUAAUAUGUGCUAGUAAUAUUGUCACAAUAUGUGUUAGUAAUAUUUUUAUAAUAUUUACUAGUAUUAUUGUUAUAAUAUUUGCAAGUAAUACUGUAUGCA
Molecule: messenger RNA, 6185 nt
Organism: Cherax quadricarinatus
Lineage: Eukaryota; Metazoa; Arthropoda; Malacostraca; Decapoda; Parastacidae
Source: RefSeq, a predicted model, not a curated record